Molecule: messenger RNA, 4251 nt
Organism: Magnusiomyces paraingens
Lineage: Eukaryota; Fungi; Ascomycota; Dipodascomycetes; Dipodascales; Dipodascaceae
Exons: 2
Coding region: 1-4251 (1416 amino acids)
Source: RefSeq, a predicted model, not a curated record
AUGUCCCAAAAAGAUGAAUCCGGAUCAAAAAAGCCGGAGAAUCUGCAAAAGGUGACUCUGGAGUUUGAGACGGCGACCCUAAACUCAACAGACCCAUUAAAUCCUUCAAACACAGAAUUAUCAUCUACCUCGAAGCUACCUCACACAUUUACAGCAACCCAAACUUCAGCUCAUGCUUCACCGACUUUGCCCACUGUUGUAUUACCAAGAUCUUCUGAAAUCCCAUUAGCUUCAUUACCAGUAAAUUCUAGUGGCCCUUCUAGUCCAGGCCUUACGCCACGUUCACCUGGUAGUCCCGCUCGACUACCCCACCACCCCCAAUCUUCAGUAUCCUUUUCCGAACAAGGCCUACCUCGUCCAAGCGGCAGUUCUUUGCAAGUCCAAAGUCCUUCAUAUAACAUUGAAGAUUCAAACAUUUAUCGUGGCUCUUACGGCGUUCACUCGUCUUCCGAGAUAUUUGCAACCCCUUCACCAUCUGGUGGACUGGCCCCCCACCUUGCAGUCUCUCCUCUUGUAAGAAGCCGUGCAAAUAGCCGAACAAGAAGUUCGGGUCGCAUCACGCCAGCCCACUCCACUGUGAGUCUUUUCAGCCACGAAGAUAGCCCGCUUUCACCAUACCGCCGCAGACGCAAAUAUCGCCAUUCCCGUCUGGCCAGUCAAAAUGACGACACCAGCAGUGACGACAGUAGCAAUAGUAGUAGUGAUGAUGAUGAUGAUAACGAUAACGAUGAUGAAGAUCUUGAUAGUAGCGGAGAAGUUUCAAGCACUGGUAGCGACUACAGCCAAAAAGACAGCAAUGAACCAGCUAUAAAAAGGAAAAAAAAAAGCAGAAAAGCUCGCAAAAAGAAGAAAAAGAAGAAAGGAAAUCCACAGUCAUAUCUUGAGCGGAUGCUUUUUGGCGGAGGCAUUGGUGGUGACGGUAUGCCAGUAGUGCGCAGUGGAUUUGGACUUGAAGAGUUUCGUGAUGGCUUUUUCGAUGCCAUUUAUUCACCAAUCUCAUUUAUUGAAAAGCUUGCUUAUGAAUCUGUUUCCCAAGAAUCUGAAGCAAUGGCCAUUGCAGAAAAAUCGCCUUCUCUAUAUACUUCGGCCAUUUCUUCUUUAAGAAUGGUGGUCUAUAGUAUGAUGUCGCCGCAUAAUGGUGUAAAGCUCUUCAAAGCAUUCAUCACUUAUUUUGUGGCGUACAUUCUUUGCGUCAUUGGUCCCGUUGGUCGCUGGUUAGGCCAUUACCGCCUUUUUUUCCCACUUGCAUGUGUUUUACACCAAGCCGCUCACUCUUCAGGCUCUCAAAUUGAAAUCUUUAUACAAUGUGCUGGUGGCAUAGCCCUUGGUCUUGGAGUGGGAUCUCUCAGCUAUUUUGUUUCGACUUCUACUCAAUCCGCACAGUCUGGCUAUGGUGGCUUACAAGCCGUAUCAGUAGUAUUCAUGACAUUUUUGGUUGCUUGGGUUCGUGCUAGUUUUAUCCGUCUUUAUCAUGGAAUGAUUGCAUUCCACAUGGCCCAUCUUUUUAUGGCAGUUGUAAACGUUUCUGAGAUUCGCGAUUGGUACCGCGUGCGGUUAUUUGCAGUACCCUAUGGUCUUGGAGUUGCCCUAACUCUUGUUCUUAAUUUGCUAAUUGUCCCUGACUUUUUCCAUAACGAAGCUUUUACAUCUUUUCUUGACGCUAUUGAGCAAUGCAGAGUCACUAUACUUGCCAUUUCUCAGGCUGAUCCUGAGGCAUUAGCAAAGGAAGUAGAGGUUUUGAAUAAGACUUCCAAUGACAUGUCUAUUGUUUUCCGCGAAAUGCUUAAUGAAAUAACAAUUUCCACUGUCAAUAACAAGCAAGCUAUUCAACUUAGAAAUGCCAUUCAGAUGUUUAUUGGCCGUAUUCGCGUUGUCCCCUGUCCUACAUAUCUUUAUGGCCCUCUCUUGUCAGAAGAUGAAUACGGUACUCUUACUGGGUCAGAUGAUGCUCAUUACCGUUCUCGUGUAGCUGGUUCUUCUAUUCGCAGAUCUCAUAUUUUCAUUCGUGAUACUUUUCAAGAACCAACCUCUUCUAUACUUCAAGUGGUUUUAAAGUCACUUGAUAACCUUGACAAAUUUUUAAAGUAUUUGAAAUACCCACUUCCACGAUACAAAAACUCAAAUAAUCUUCAUUACUCAGAGUUAAUGACGUCUCAGGCAGAUUUGAGGAAUUGUCAAUACGCUUUAGAUAUGCUUUCUGAAUCGCUUUUACAAAAAGCAUCUAAUGAAGGUGUCAAUGUGGAAUGGCGAGCAACCCCUGUUGUCAAUGUGCUUGUUUAUGUUCAUUAUCUUUAUGAUAUGAGUCGAUCUCUUGGCCACGUUAUUGAUGAACUUGUUGAUGCUGCUGGAACUAAACGUAAAUGGCAUAUUGCCUUUCCAAAUUAUCCCUUUUCGCGGGCUCUUAAAACUAACACUCGUCAAACUACACACGAUCGUGGUGGCCAAUCAGCAUUUUAUUUCUACCAUACCAAAGCUGAUAUUGAACAAGUAUUUGAGCAGCUUCAUGAAAUCAGUGUGGCUCAUAGACGUGCAUCAGUAUUGGCUUCGGAAGAAGAGCUGACUCCUGCGGAUGCAAGGAAAAAACGUCGAGAAAAUGAGCGCAACAAUGCUGCUUCUGAUGAGCAGCAUAAACUGAGAUACCGACUAUGGAGACUGGUGCACCGUCUACAAGGUUACGAGUCAAGGUAUGCCAUUCGUACUUCGAUUAUUGUAACGUCUCUUUGUAUUCCUGGGUGGAUCCAUCACAGUCGUGAUUGGUUCAACAAUUAUAAUCUAUGGACUGCACCAUUCAUUGCUGUCGUUAUUAUGCAUCCCCGAGUAGGUGGAAAUUUACAUGACUUGUUUGUGCGAACCGCUUGUGCCAUUCUUGGAGUUGUCUGGGCAGGUAUUUCAUUUCGUGCUCAUUAUGGAAAUCCUUAUGUUUUAUGUGUGAUGUGUGCUGUUUUCAUGAUUCCGGCUUUUUACAGAUAUGUCAUUUCUUUACACCCGCGGUCAGGAAGUCUUGCUUGUAUAAGUUUUACCAUUACAUCGCUCACAAUUUUUGUCAAAGUACAUGAAGACCACAGUCCAAGAAAAGACAUUAUAACAGUGGCAUGGACACAGGGUUGUGCCAUUGUUAUCGGUAUAGCAGGCUCGAUUGUUAUUUCGUGGAUCUUUUGGCCCUUUGUUGCACGUCAGGAAGUACGUAAAGCCAUGGCUAUUGUGUUAAGGCAUCUCAGCAACUGCUACCAAAGUGUCACAGAUCGCUAUCUUUACAAGGAUGUCGGGGAUGAUCCAACUGCAAUGGCGCUCAGUUUGUCUGAAGUCCGUGAAGCCCGUAUGCGUAUCAGUUUAGACGCCUACCGAGAAAUGAUUUACAUGACCAGACAUGAGCCUUCAUUACGCGGCGACUUUGAUCAGGUCCCAUACAUUAAGCUUUUACGCUCUUGUCAGGUCAUUUUGCAAAAGAUUUCAGAGGCCCGCAUUUCAUCAAUUUAUUUCAACGUUCAUCGUUAUGAAGAUACCAAUGCUGAAACCAAAAUUACACUAAUGUCUUUACGUCGUGAUGCAGUUGCCUCUGUCAUUUAUCUUUUGCAUUUGCUUUCAAGCGCUUUUGAAUCCAAAAACAAGAUUUUAAGUCACAUGCCAUCUCCAGCCCUUUCUCGCAAACUUCUCUUUGAUGGAAUGCACGAAAUUGAAAAAAUUCGGUUACGCGCUUUAAAAAAUGCAUCCAAAUUGUCCAAAACAGAAAGUAAAACAGCAACUAUUCCGAAAAAUCAUGAAGGGGAGGCAUGCUACUCAGGCCACGAUUCAGCUGAGGCAGCAGCAGCAGCAGCAGCGCAAAUGGCAAUUGAAGUUGCAGUAACUCCCAGCUCAGCUAGUGACGAGAAAACAAUGCAGGAUUCAGCUACAGUGAGCAAAAAUAAUAGCGAAGAUGCCAUCACAACUACUGAAACGCAGCGUAAUGAGAAUGAAGAUAAGGACAAUGAAAUUGCUCCCACAACACUAGUAGUGGGCGAUGCCGAGAAGAAUGCAACAUUGAACCCGUCAGAGACGGUUAACUCCAUGGCAACCAUUCCCUUACCACCACAUGCUUCAGUUUUGGAAAAAUCACAGUAUAUUUGGGCCAUUGUUCAUGAAAGUACAUUUUCCCAGACCUUUACAGAGAUUGCUCAUGAGCUGGAAAAGAUGAUUGCUUAUGGAAAGUACAUUUUAGGCGAGGAAGAGAUCUGGACCGAUGUUGCACGUAGCGAGUACAAUAGAACUUUGUAA